GGAAAAGAAAACAUCAGAAAGUCAAUCUGAUUCGACACGGACGGUCGUAGUUGUAUUUUUUUGUCAUUGAAGUGCAAACAAGAGUUUAAUAUAAAGAAUCGAGCUAUUAAAGUCAAUAAAAAUCAAUCGCCAUCCAAUUUGCUUGCCAUCGACGAAAGUGUUCCUAUCAAGGUCGCGAUUAUGUGGUUUCGGUGGUAAUCGAAUCAAUAGAAACAAACUCGUCCCGUAGAAGGAUCUCAACUAGCCUCGGGAAUCUACAGCCAGUAGACAAAGAGACGGGGUGCGCUGAAGUUUGGGAAGUUCUGCUGACUGAUUAGCAACUUGCAGCACCACCAGCGUUUGGAUAAACCCAAUAUGAACUAUGACGUCCUGCUGAAUCGGACGGGAAUUGGCAGGCUGACGAUUAGCCAACACAUUCGCAGUAUAUCGGAGAGUGAAGGACAACAAUCGUUCCGUCAGCAGCAGCAGCAGCACCAGCAACAUAAUGAAACACCAACGAGGAAGAUAUCAUCCCCUGCGGCUCGAACGGACGCUGGGGCCAGCUUGGGAUACAUCCGUAGCGGCGGUGGCACUCCCGUUCGAACGGGAUGUACUGGGGCGGGCAGUGGAGGAGAUGAGCUCAAAGGCAAGGUUGAGUCCAAGCUGAUGUCCAUGUGGAACAAUGUGAAGUUCGGUUGGAGUGGCAAGAUGAAGACCAGCUUUUCAAAGGAACAGCCACUAUGGUUGCUAGGGCGAUGCUACCAUCAAAAGCCGCUGCCGGGGUCGACGUCGAUGGAGAAUUCGAUCGAGUUAGUCACUGCGGGUGCUGCCACAACGGUUGAGACGAAUCAGAUGGUGUUCGAAAGUGUUGAACGAUCACCGUCGCAGAUAUUCGUGGAAUCACCGCCGGAGGAGACGGGAACCGAUGCAGCCGAGGAGAGCAGUCCCGAAGUAGAAAUGGAGGAUAUUGAAGCGUUCAAGCGGGACUUCGUUACUCGACUUUGGAUGACGUAUAGGAAAGAGUUCCAGACUAUGGACGAUUCAAAUUACACAUCCGAUUGCGGCUGGGGAUGCAUGAUUCGUUCAGGACAAAUGCUGCUGGCGCAGGGUUUGCUGGUCCAUUUUCUUGGUCGGAACUGGCGCUGGGAUGCUACUGCAGAAAAUCUAAAAAUGAAUUACAAUUCCCUCAACUACGAUGAUAACAUCCACCGGAAGAUAAUUCGUUGGUUUGGGGAUACUUCCUCAAGGACAAGCCCCUUCUCAAUUCACACCUUGGUCGCCCUUGGUAAGGAGACCGGAAAGAAGCCUGGGGAUUGGUACGGGCCUGGAUCGGUUGCUCAUCUACUAAGGCAGGCUGUAAAAAUAGCGGCCCAGGAGAUAUCUGACCUCGAUGAGAUCAACGUCUACGUCGCUCAGGACUGUGCCGUUUACAUUCAGGACAUUAUUGACGAAUGUACAGUCCCCACUGGACCCACUGUAGCCCCCUGGCAGAAAAAAUUAACCUCCGCUAACAAUUCGCCAUCCUCCUCAUCGUACACUGGUCACAGCACCACAGUUCCUAAUACAGCCAGCAAUAGCACGUCAACCGCCGAAACCGCAUCGUCUGCUGAACACUGGAAAUCUCUUAUCCUCCUCGUACCGCUACGCCUCGGAGCGGAAAAGCUGAAUCCCAUCUACAACGAUUGUUUGAAGGCAAUGCUCAGCUUGGAAAAUUGCAUCGGAAUUAUCGGUGGCCGACCGAAGCAUUCGCUGUAUUUCGUCGGUUUCCAGGAGGACAAACUAAUCCACCUGGAUCCGCACUACUGCCAGGACAUGGUGGACGUGGUGAACCAGGAGAACUUUCCGGUUUCGUCGUUCCACUGCAAGUCGCCCCGCAAGAUGAAGCUGACCAAGAUGGACCCGAGUUGUUGCAUCGGGUUCUACUGCGGUUCCAGGAAGGACUUCUUCAAGUUUGUCGAUAGCGUGAAGCCGUUUCUUCAACCGGCGAAACCCCAGAUGAGCAGCAGCUUCACCAGUUCGACCGGUCUGGCACAGUUUCCCGAGGUAACGUAUCCGAUGUUCGUGUUCUGUCGCGGCAAGAGCAGCGAACAGCAGAUAGAACUGCCGUCGCGAUCGUUCUACCGGACACCUCCUCCGGCACCGCCACCCCUUUCGGCUAAGGGUGGAAUCUCUCAGUCGCUGCAUCUGCCUCAACCGGACGACGAUGACGAUGACGACGACGAAUCGAUGGAAUUUGUGAUUUUGUAAAACGAGCGACGCGGUUCGCCUGCGGUUUCUUUUUUUUUGCGUCAGGUAAGGAGUGUCUUUUCAUCCAAAACUUUUAUGCAGCGCACAUUCCGACACCCCUUCGCCAUUCGAACGUCAGUGCAAAAAGGAGGCUUCCCUCCAUCCCUGCAAGUGAUUUGGUUCCCACUGCUUCCAAAAGAGAUGGCUGCUAGCAUAAGAAUGAAUCGAUGGUUUCGGGUGGCUUUUUACUUCAUUAAAGUUGACAGCAUCGCACAACUGUGACAUCGAUGGCGCAGAAACCUUGCUGCCGCGAGAUGAAAUAAGAAAAUCACCCGAAGCAGAUGAUUAACUAGAACAUGUAAUAUUUAAUAACGGUAGUUUGUACUUACAAUAGCAAAUUGAAUAUUGUGUUAAAGCGAUUAUGUAUUACACACAUAUCUCAUCAAAUUGUUUGGCUAGCCUCAUUGGUUGAUGAAUGUUUGUGCUCGAGAUUAAAAUAUAACGAACCUUGGGCUAUGGGAGUAGGACAGCUCCACUUUUUUUUUGUUUUAACAACAUUCUUCAUAUGAACAAAGCUUUAUUUUACCCGCAUACGAAUAUUUAUUUUUUUAUAUUUAUGUCGAAAUUAAUUGUUACGUACUUUUGCUCUAAUGAUGCAAUGCAGGUAGGAAACUUCAUCAUGUCAAAAAAAAGCUAAUGUAGUAUAUAACAAGAAAGGUACAUUCACGCAAUAGUUUGGACGUUUACAAACCUGGAAAAUCGCUGCUUCUGACUGAGCUAAAUGUCAAAUGUGUUUGCGUGGCAUGUACUGAUACAAUAGGGAUAAAGUAGACAUACUGAAUAACCACAAUAGCUACUCUUGUGCACCGGUGAAAUAUCUCAUGAAAAUGCUGUAAAUUGUGACUGCAACAAUAUUCAUUAAAUUAUCUACAAUUUGA
Armigeres subalbatus is the source of this 3143-nucleotide messenger RNA. It is a transcript of the gene Atg4b, whose product is annotated as cysteine protease ATG4D. The record is from RefSeq and is a predicted model, not a curated record. Gene Ontology annotation, molecular function: protein-phosphatidylethanolamide deconjugating activity. The transcript is spliced from 5 exons. The coding region runs from base 355 to 2226 and encodes 623 amino acids. NCBI's taxonomy places the organism in Eukaryota, Metazoa, Arthropoda, Insecta, Diptera, Culicidae.